AUUCGUGCUACGAUUUCUAACUUAUUUGUCACGGCUGGCAGAUUUAGGCAAGCUGUCUCCCCUCGCGACAGUAAGUGGACUGUGCCAGGUAUACAAGCCCAUAAACCAUUCUUCCGGCUCGGACUGUCUGGAUGGUGCAGUGAGUGGAGGGGAGCAGGGAAAACUUCUUAGUCCCGUUUUAUUUUACUUCUGUGCAAAUAAGUUGACUUGAAUAGGUGGAUGUACCGUUUACCUACAGGGACUUAUACACUGGAUAAUAUCAAGCACAGUAGAACGCCAGACAGCCAUUGGCGGAGUGACGAGGUGACAGCAGACGACACCAAUGAGACAAGCGGUGUGAGGACCUAACCUCGAAAUGACGUCAACCGGAAGUGUUCGGUCCAUCACUAUGCUCGUGUUGGUUGUGCUGUGCUGGGUGUCACACGUCACGGGUGACGGCAUGUGGGACCAGUGGAGUGACUUCUCCCCCUGCUCCAGGACUUGUGGGGGAGGCGUGCAGGCGCGCACCCGGGGCUGCAUACACAAGGGCUCCGGCAAGGGCAUGGGAUGUGUUGGUCCAGACCAUGAAUACUCGUCCUGUGACACAGAUCCUUGUCCCCGGGAUUCUGAAGACUUUCGUAGCAUGCAGUGUGCCCAGUUUAACCAUCUUCCGAUGAUCCUGAAUGGCCAGGCUAAGACAUAUGAUUGGGUGCCACACUUUGACGAGAAGAACCGAUGUGCUCUGAAGUGUCAUGCAUUGGGCACUGCGGUGGUGCGGGAACUGGAGGAGAUGGUGACGGACGGAACCCAGUGUGACAGCCCGGAACAUUUCGGCAUCUGCGUCGGGGGAGUUUGCCAGACUGUUGGGUGUGACCGUGUGAUUGGCUCGGUGAUGGAGGAGGACCGGUGCCGUGUGUGCGGAGGGGACGGCAGUGCGUGUCUCACAGAGAAAGGGGCCUUCACGCAGGAUAAUCUAAAUGUAGGCUACCACGAGGUUCUCACUAUACCAGAGGGUUCCACAAGCAUCACCAUCAGAGAGAUGAAGCCAAGUCACUCCUAUCUAGGUCUGAAGAAUGCGAGAGGAAUGUAUUACAUCAAUGGUGGCCGAGACCGGACGUCCCAGAAAGCUAUUGCAGGGACAAUCUUCCAGUACUACAGCGCUGAGAAUAAGGAUGACAAAGUCGAGUCUAUCCUUUCUAGAGGGCCUACAAAUGAAACUCUUAUUGUCAUGCUUGUAGCAAGAGAUGGAAACCCAGGCGUAAGGUUUGAAUACUCCAGUCCGCAGUCUCUGGUGGACAAGGCCAACCCAACAGACAGGUUCACGUGGGUGUACGGGCAAUGGACAGGGUGCUCCGCAGAGUGUGGCACAGGAUAUCAACUCCGAGCUGUGUCGUGCAUGGAUCGGCAGUCCGGGGGGACUGUCAACAUGAGGUCAUGUGAUCUACUGGAGCGACCUCGCGCUAACCAAACCUGCAACAUGGGGUCGUGUGCCGAAGACAGGACGAACGGAUACAGCUGGGUGUUGGGCCACUGGGACGAGUGCUCCGUCAGCUGUGGUGUGGGGGAGCAGACCCAGCUCGCCUACUGUCAGGAGAAGGGCACCAUGGGACAAACAAUCUUCGUGUCUGAUGACAUCUGUCUGAGAUACCUCGGGGAGAAGCCGGAGUACAAGCGUGUGUGUGAAGGAGAGAGUGGAUGUCCAAGAUGGGCCACUGGUGCAUGGAAUGAGUGUGGUGUGACCUGCGGCUAUGGAUACCAGACACGGCGUGUGUAUUGUCAGAGAGACUCCGAUGGGGAGGACCCAACCACAGUGCCAAACUGGGAGUGCAAACUCGCCGACAAGCCGAAGGACAGGAAACGGUGUUUGCUGAGUUCAUGUCACGGCGGCAGGGAUGGUACACUGAAGGAAUUGGAGGGGAGACCAAUCUCACCACUGCCAGUGCAGUGUUCAGCCACACGGUAUGGGUGCUGUCCUGAUGGUGUGACUGCUGCACAGGGGCCCAAGUACCGCAACUGUCCUGUUGCCAGGAAAACGGAUCGAUGUAAACUGGAACGAUCCCGAGGACCGUGUGCAAAUUACACAUUAAAGUGGUACUAUGAUGACCAGGCUAGCAUGUGUAAUAUGUUUUGGUACGGAGGAUGUGGAGGAAAUGAUAACCGAUUCGAAAAGGAGGAUGAAUGUGAAUCGACAUGUGUAACCAAUGAUGGCACAGGCGGCGCCCCGUGCAGCCCGGGCAGUUCCCGGUGUCGGAACAUCGAGAAGUGUAUCCCCGACACUCGGCUGUGUGAUGGCUUCAAUGACUGUGGGGACAAUUCUGAUGAAGAGCAGUGUCAGACAAUAGACGCCAACAAGCAGUGCGGGACAGGCCAAUCUAUGUGUAGUAGUAUCCGGAAAUGUGUGGCGGACUCUCAGCGGUGUGAUGGACACGAUGAUUGCGGAGACAACUCAGAUGAAGAUGGCUGUCAAAGCACAGGUGGGAGGGAUGAGUGUAGCCCUGGUGCCUCCAUGUGUCGGCGCAUCAGGAAGUGUGUGUCCGACUCACAGAGGUGUAACGGUCAUGACGACUGUGGGGAUAACUCCGAUGAGGAAGACUGUGUAGCCAAUGUACGUACCUGGUUGCCAGGUGGGUCUGUCAGUCAGUGUGGGACGGGAUCAUCCUCCUGUCGCCGGGUCAGGAAAUGUGUGGCAGAUUUACGUCGCUGUGAUGGAUACGAUGACUGUGGCGAUAAUUCUGAUGAAGAGAACUGUCAGACUUAUCAAGAAGAAACCGUCAGAAAUCCAUGUGGUCGUGGAAGAUCCAUGUGUCGUAGUGUCAGGAAAUGUGUGGCCGACUCACAGCGGUGUGACGGAUAUGACAAUUGCGGGGAUAACUCAGAUGAAGAGAAUUGUCAAACGAAAACUGAAGACCCCAACAGCAGCCCAUGUGGUCGUGGCCGAUCCAUGUGUCGUAGUGUCAGGAAAUGUGUGGCCGACUCACAGCGUUGUGACGGAAGAGACGACUGUGGUGACAACUCAGAUGAAGAGAAUUGUCAGACAGAAAUAGAAGACACCAACAAAAAUCCAUGUGGCCGUGGCCGAUCCAUGUGUCGUAGUGUCAGGAAAUGUGUGGCUGACUCACAGCGUUGUGACGGAAGAGACGACUGUGGUGACAACUCAGAUGAAGAGAAUUGUCAGACAGAAAUAGAAGACACCAACAAAAAUCCUUGUGGCCGUGGCCGAUCCAUGUGUCGUAGUGUCAGGAAAUGUGUGGCCGACUCACAGCGUUGUGACGGAAGAGACGACUGUGGUGACAACUCAGAUGAAGAGAAUUGUCAGACAGAAAUAGAAGAUGCCAACAAAAACCCAUGCGGUGGUGGCCGAUCCAUGUGUCGUAGUGUCAGGAAAUGUGUGGCCGACUCACAGCGUUGUGACGGAAGAGACGACUGUGGUGACAACUCAGAUGAAGAGAAUUGUCAGACAGAAAUAGAAGACACCAACAAAAACCCAUGUGGCCGCGGCCGAUCCAUGUGUCGUAGUGUCAGGAAAUGUGUGGCUGACUCACAGCGUUGUGACGGAAGAGACGACUGUGGUGACAACUCAGAUGAAGAGAACUGUCAGACAGAAAUAGAAGACGCCAACAAAAACCCAUGUGGCCGUGGCCGAUCCAUGUGUCGUAGUGUCAGGAAAUGUGUGGCCGACUCACAGCGUUGUGACGGAAGAGACGACUGUGGUGACAACUCAGAUGAAGAGAAUUGUCAGACAGAAAUAGAAGAUGCAAACAAAAACCCAUGCGGUGGUGGCCGAUCCAUGUGUCGUAGUGUCAGGAAAUGUGUGGCCGACUCACAGCGAUGUGACGGAAGAGACGACUGUGGUGACAACUCAGAUGAAGAGAAUUGUCAGACAGAAAUAGAAGACACCAACAAAAACCCAUGUGGCCGUGGCCGAUCCAUGUGUCGUAGUGUCAGGAAAUGUGUGGCCGACUCCCAGCGAUGUGACGGAAGAGACGACUGUGGUGACAACUCAGAUGAAGAGAAUUGUCAGACAGAAAUAGAAGAUGCCAACAAAAACCCAUGCGGUGGUGGCCGAUCCAUGUGUCGUAGUGUCAGGAAAUGUGUGGCUGACUCACAGCGAUGUGACGGAAGAGACGAUUGUGGUGACAACUCAGAUGAAGAGAAUUGUCAGACAGAAAUAGAAGACACCAACAAAAACCAAUGUGGCCGUGGCCGAUCCAUGUGUCGUAGUGUCAGGAAAUGUGUGGCCGACUCACAGCGUUGUGACGGAAGAGACGACUGUGGUGACAACUCAGAUGAAGAGAAUUGUCAGACAGAAAUAGAAGACACCAACAAAAACCCAUGUGGCCGUGGCCGAUCCAUGUGUCGUAGUGUCAGGAAAUGUGUGGCCGACUCACAGCGUUGUGACGGAAGAGACGACUGUGGUGACAACUCAGAUGAAGAGAAUUGUCAGACAGAAAUAGAAGACACCAACAAAAACCAAUGUGGCCGUGGCCGAUCCAUGUGUCGCAGUGUCAGGAAAUGUGUGGCCGACUCCCAGCGAUGUGACGGAAGAGACGACUGUGGUGACAACUCAGAUGAAGAGAAUUGUCAGACAGAAAUAGAAGGUUAAUAUAGAAGCAUCUGUAGUUGGUAGAAUUCAAU
This is a messenger RNA of Haliotis rufescens (red abalone), 4614 nucleotides long. RefSeq names its product papilin-like. The coding region runs from base 356 to 4582 and encodes 1408 amino acids. The record is from RefSeq and is a predicted model, not a curated record. Gene Ontology annotation, biological process: extracellular matrix organization. The transcript is spliced from 32 exons. NCBI's taxonomy places the organism in Eukaryota, Metazoa, Mollusca, Gastropoda, Lepetellida, Haliotidae. Gene Ontology annotation, cellular component: extracellular matrix. Gene Ontology annotation, molecular function: metalloendopeptidase activity; protein binding; serine-type endopeptidase inhibitor activity.